AUGGCCGCGGACGACACCUCGAAGCCGGCCAAUUCCCAGCGUCACGACCGCUCUGCAAGCGACAGCAGCAUCUUGUACCUCAGCAUCGCCUCGUCUCUCGUCUCUCCUGCGACUUUCUUCCGCCGCCGCCCGUUUCUCGAUCUCCGUCAGGCAGCCUCUUCCUCCCGCCCCUCAGCAGCCCGCGCCGCCAUGGACAAGCGGCACCAGCCCAGCUCAUUCCAGCAGCUCGAGAAGCUCGGAGAAGGAACCUAUGCUACAGUAUUCAAAGGACGGAAUAGACAGACAGGCGAGAUGGUUGCGCUCAAGGAGAUACACCUGGACUCGGAAGAAGGCACCCCUUCCACCGCCAUCAGAGAGAUCUCGCUCAUGAAGGAGCUCAAGCACGAGAACAUCGUCGGCCUGCACGACGUCAUCCACACCGAGAACAAGCUGAUGCUCGUCUUCGAGUACAUGGACAAGGACCUGAAGAAGUACAUGGACGUCCGGGGAGACCGCGGCCAGCUCGACUACGUUACCAUCAAGUCCUUCAUGCACCAGCUCAUGCGCGGCAUCGCCUUCUGCCACGACAACCGGGUCCUGCACCGAGACCUCAAGCCCCAGAACCUCCUGAUCAACAACAAGGGACAGCUCAAGCUCGCUGAUUUCGGUCUUGCGAGAGCCUUUGGCAUCCCCGUCAACACCUUCUCCAACGAGGUCGUCACCCUCUGGUACAGGGCGCCGGACGUCCUCCUCGGCAGCAGGACAUACAAUACCAGCAUCGACAUCUGGUCCGCCGGCUGCAUCAUGGCCGAGAUGUACACCGGCCGCCCUCUGUUCCCCGGCACCACCAACGAGGACCAGCUGCAGAAGAUCUUCAGGCUGAUGGGUACCCCGUCCGAACGGUCCUGGCCCGGCAUCUCGCAGUUCCCCGAGUACAAGCCCAACUUCCACGUCUACGCAACGCAGGACUUGCGUCUGAUUCUGCCUCAGAUCGACCAGCUGGGCCUGGAUCUGCUGAGCAGGAUGCUCCAGCUACGGCCCGAGAUGCGUAUCAGUGCCGCAGAGGCCCUUCGACAUCCUUGGUUCAACGACUUGAACCAGCUGCAGGCUCAGCAGGCUCAGCACCAGGCCCAGCAGCAGGCUCAGAUGGCAGCCGGAUACCCUGCCCCUGGCAUCGUCUCUCAGAACUACUAA
Molecule: messenger RNA, 1173 nt
Organism: Trichophyton rubrum CBS 118892
Lineage: Eukaryota; Fungi; Ascomycota; Eurotiomycetes; Onygenales; Arthrodermataceae
Product: CMGC/CDK/CDK5 protein kinase
Exons: 3
Coding region: 1-1173 (390 amino acids)
Biological process (GO): protein phosphorylation
Cellular component (GO): nucleus; cytoplasm
Molecular function (GO): ATP binding; cyclin-dependent protein serine/threonine kinase activity
Source: RefSeq, a predicted model, not a curated record